Apis cerana (Asiatic honeybee) is the source of this 2458-nucleotide messenger RNA. RefSeq lists its product as uncharacterized. Gene Ontology annotation, cellular component: plasma membrane. Gene Ontology annotation, biological process: sensory perception of smell; detection of chemical stimulus involved in sensory perception of smell. The record is from RefSeq and is a predicted model, not a curated record. NCBI's taxonomy places the organism in Eukaryota, Metazoa, Arthropoda, Insecta, Hymenoptera, Apidae. Gene Ontology annotation, molecular function: olfactory receptor activity; odorant binding.
AGUUGAAGUGUUCAACAAUCUUCGUAUGAAUUCAAUUUUCAUAUAAAGUAUAAAAAGAUAUCAUUUAACAUAAUACAAUAUAUCCCUUGUAUAUUUUACUAGAAUUGUAUUCUCUAGAUUCUUAUUGAAAAUAUGAAACUAAAUAUAUUUUUUGAUCAUUUCAUAGCUAUAUAACGGAAUAAUAAUUAUGGACGAUCCAAGUCUAUGGACGAUAGAAGUCUUCAGUACUAUUUUUAUAGUUAUUUAUCAUUUAAUGAUCGCAUUUUACAAUAAUCAUUAUGGACAAUUAAUUAUCGACAGUAAUUUCGGCAUAUUUAACGAACUGUAAGUUCAAAAAAUUAGUAUUAUUACUUACAUCUAUAUCGUUUAGAUAAUUCAUAUUUUAUUAAUAUGUAAUACUAAAAAUAUAACGAUAUUACUGGAUAUUAAAUGAUAGAAUGAUAUGCAGAUAUGCUUCUACAUGUUAUCGUAUACCCUUAAAAGCGCAGAAACUUUUAUUGUUUUGAUUGAAACUUCAAUGGAUUGUGAGUUAUGUCUUUCUGGUUUAUUCAUUCCGUCUUAUGCAGACUUUACGUCGGUAAUUUCUCUUCUAUUUUUCUUAUACAACAUGAUUUUGAAUUUCAACACUUUUAACUAUUGUAACAUUGCAGAUGAUGAGUUCGUUCUUCUUCUAUUGUGCUGUUAUAUACUCAAUUCAAUAAAUAUAAUAAUAAAUAUAAUUUAACAUUACAGAAAGAAUAGUAUCGUGAGUAAUUCACGAUUGUAAGAUUACUAACAGAAAUCCUCUCCAUUAUUUUCAAAUUGAAAAAAGACACGGAAAUAUAUGAAUGAAAAUCUAUUAUGAAGUAAAUAUCAGUAAUGAAUGCGAAGAAAAUCCAUCGAAUGCAAUUUACUAUAAUUUUCACGUUUAAUAAUCUAUAAGUACAGAAAAAGUACAUUAUAGAAUUUGAGAUCGAGAAACAAUAAUGUAAAUAAUAUAUUGAACCGAGCUAUAGACGGAUGAUUCUUCGAAUUUUACGUGACAGUUAAUAUCUGGCAAGAACGAUGAACGUGUUCGACAAUCAGUAUCGUACUUAUCGUAUUAUAUUGAAAAUUUUAAGACUAUGGCCAUAUGAUAACUCAAUCUACAUAUGGAUUCAAAGAAUAUGUAUAUUAAUGUAUUUUCUUAUCGGUAUAAUAUUUCAGAUUUUCAUGCUUGUAAAAUCUGAAAUUUCGUUACGAAAUUGCAUUGUCAUGUUGUCUGAGACUUUUCCUAUAUUGCUAUGUUUUUUACGAUAUCUUCAUUGCAUUACACAAUUUUCAUACACAAAAGUUUUGUUCAAUGACAUACGUACAGAAGAACAUUUGUUACACGAUUCGAUAGAAAAACACAUACAAACGAAAUAUCUGGAUAUUUCCAGUCAUAUCAUCGACAUUUUUUGCUGGAUGACUUUUAUUUGCAUUGUAGCGACAACUAUAUUUACACUAAAUCCCGUAACUUUGGAUUUAAUAAUGCCUUUGAAUAAAUCUCGCAUUCAUUAUAUGUAUUUCAAAUUUCUUUCCAACGAUCGAAGAACAUAUAUUGAUGUUUUUAUGGUUUUAAAUUUGAUAAUAAUUCUGAUAUUUGGAUUAUUAUCUGUAACAUGUACAGAAUCGUUAACUAAUAUUUUGAGUUACUAUAUAUGCAGACAAUUUCGUAUUGUCAGUUAUCGAUUACGAAAGAUCAUUGAAGAUCUCAGUAUGCCUAAUCUGGCUAAGAUAGACUUGAAACUUAGGGACAUACAUCGCGUAGUGGACAUUCAUUGCCACGCUAUCGAGUAUAUCAAUGUAGCCUCAAAUAAUGCAGCGUCGCAAUAUCUGUUGACAGUUAUUAUAUGCAUACUCUCAUUCUCUCUAAAUUUCUAUCGCCUAUAUAAUGCAAUAAUAACUAUGGACAAUCCAAUAGAAAUCUUGGGUUCUGCUCUUAUAAUUACGUAUCAUUUAGUGAUCGCAUUUUACAGUAAUCAUUGCGGACAAUUAAUUAUUGACAGUAGUCUUGGUAUGUUUAAUGAAUUAUAUGCUUCUACAUGGUAUCGCAUUCCAUUAAAAGCGCAAAAAUUAUUAUUGUUUAUAAUACUGAGAACUUCAAUGGGUUCUGAAUUACAUUUUUCUGGUUUAUUCAUUCUGUCUUAUGCAGGCUUUACGUCGAUGAUGAGUUCGUCCUUAUCCUAUUGUGCUGUUAUAUAUUCAAUUCAAUAAAUAUAAUAGAAUAUUACUGGAAUAUUACUUCAGUAUAAGUAUUGCAAUUAUAUGAUAUUGUUAAACCCGUAGAUUUGAAUAACGAAUAUUUGUUAAAUACAAACAAUUUGAGUAAUAAUAUUUAAACAAAAUAAUGUAUUUCAUAAAUCUACUAAUCGUUUUCCAGUUACUAAAAUAUUUAUUGUUGCAAUAGUAUUUGGAAAUAAAUUUUUACAACACGAUUAAGUUUAAACUAUUUAUG